Molecule: messenger RNA, 2102 nt
Organism: Boeremia exigua
Lineage: Eukaryota; Fungi; Ascomycota; Dothideomycetes; Pleosporales; Didymellaceae
Exons: 3
Coding region: 210-2102 (630 amino acids)
Cellular component (GO): cytoplasm
Source: RefSeq, a predicted model, not a curated record
GGAUUCAGCGGCGCGAUGCUGGAUCAGACAAAGAAGCCAAGUUAACCACAUGCGUCGACGUGACGAGCUCCGACGGUGCUGCAGUGAUGAAAGCGAUGCCGCCCUAAUUAUGAGCAGGUGCUGCCCCCGCGCCGCGAGUUCCGCUUUUUUGGAUCUGAUCCACCCAUGCACGCAUCGCUCGGCCUGCCUGUGGCUCCCCAGUUAGCGCCAUGCAGCAGCCACGGAACCUCACGAGCCUGCAGCAGCUCGCCCUGCAGCAGGCCGACGGCUCGCUGCUCGACGCGCAGCCGCUGCCGGUCGACCCGCACGACCUGCACGCGCUCGAGCUGUUCCACGCCCAGCGCGCGCCACAGUUUGCGCGGACGCCCGCCCCACUUGACCUGCUGCACGCGCCGCACGUCUACGAUCCGCUGUUCUACGGGGUGCAGCAGCAGCAGCAGCAGCAGGUACCGCACCAGCAGCAACAACAUCCUCAGCAGCAACACCCUCAGCAGCAGCAGCAUCCGCAGCACAUCCAGCCCCAGCCGCACCCUCACCACCCCCACCACCCCCACCAUGGCAGCUCGCCGUUCGGCCUCGCGCCCGCCCUCACGCCCGCCCUCGCCGCCCUGCCCGCCCACACCCCGCUGCACACCCCGCGCAUCGCCCAGCGCGCGCUCGACCCGCCCUUCGACGCCCGCUCGCUCCCGCGCCAGUCGCCGCAGCAGUACAGCUCGCCGCUCGGCAGCGCGCCCGACGAUGCCACGCUCUCGCACGGCCAGUUCCAGGGCCUCAAGCUCAUCGCGCACCCGCCCGACCUGCAGCGCUGGCGCCAGCGCCUGUUCGACGUCGACGACACCAUCACCCUGACCGAGGACCAGUUCCAGACCUACUUCCCGCACAUCGACAACGUCUACUCGCACCGCUCCACCCAGCGCCACAAGCGCAAGAGCUUCGUCUCGCACUACUGGGACUGCCGCCUCAAGGGCCGUCCGCCGGGCACCAAAAAGUCGACCGACCCCGACAAGAAGAAGCGCAAGCGCGUCGCCCGCGAGCGCGACCUGUGCGACGUCAAGAUCAAGAUCACCGAGUUCCCCGACGCCCACGAGUACGAGGACCAGAUGGGGCACCCGCCGGUGGUGGAAGACGGCCCGCGCACCGCACCCGCGCCCGACCCGGCCCUGUUCUUCGGCCAGCCGCUGCCGCACACCGUCACCCCGUGGGGCAUGCAGCCGCACCUGCUGCAGCCGGGCAUGAGCAUGUUCGCGCCGCCGCCGCCGCCGCUGCCCGGGCCCCCGCGCAAGUUCUACACCUUCCAGCGCGUCAACGGGAACGGCGGGAACGGGAAAGGCGACGGCGUGGCUGGGCCGCACAAGCACUCGCUGGAGGAGAGCGACCGCGUGAAGAAGAACAUUGUUAUUCGGACCCUGGCCAAGGGCGAGAAAGACGGCAGGAAAGUGCAGGCCGAAUCCUCCAAGAAGCCCCAGCUCGAGCGCGCCACCGGCAGCGCCCUCGCACCCCCCCAAGCCCACCCCAAAGACGAAGACCUCAAGCUCCACGGCAGCAGCACCUGCCCCUUCACCCAACGCGUCCGCAUCGCCCUCGCCCUCAAAUCCCUCCCCUACCAAUUCCUCCCCGCCCCGCCCUCGCCCACCCCCUCGCUCGCCCCCGCCCAGCCCCCCACCCUCCGCCACGGCCCCUGGUCCACCCCCGACUCCACCGUCAUCCUCGAGUACCUCGACGACCUGCCCCUCCCGCAGGCCCCGCGCCUCCUCCCCUCCGCCCCGCAAAGCCGCGCCACAUCGCGUCUGUGGACACUGCACAUCAAUACCCGCCUCGUCCCCGCGUUCGACGCGCUGCAGCAGUGUCCGCCGUCCGACCGCGCGGCACGCGAGCAGGAGCUGCAACGCUGUGUUAAGACGCUGGUGGCUGCGGCGCACCCGCAAGGGCCUUUUUUCGGCGGUGAGGGGAUAGGGUUCGUGGAUGUUGUUGUUGCGCCGUGGGCGGUGAGGUUGGGGCGGGGGGUUGGGGGAGAGAGGUGGGGGAGGUGGGUCGGGGCGUUGGAGGGGGCGGGGUGUGUUAGGGCGGUGUUGGGGGAGGGGGUCGGUGGGGGCGAGGGGUGA